AUACUGCUCUAUGUACUUUGGAAGCUCGUGUAGAAAGACGAAUCGCAGUUGGCAAAAGAAAAAGAAAUAGGAGAAAGGAAAGAAAGUAUGGGCUUGUUACUGAAGAAUUACUCGACAAUCACUUCUCAUUACCGAUCUCAAUCUCAGACACAGGGCGCCUUCUCUCUUUUGCGUCGCGGAUUCCAUGUUGAACCUGGUCCUCGCGAGCAAGCUCUCCUGGCCGAAGAUCCAUCUCUUAAGCGAUUCAAAUCACAUAAGAAGAGUGUGUGGAGACUCAAAAGAUUUGGAGAUGUUCUGACACUUGUUGUUGUAGCAGGCUGUUGCUAUGAAAUUUAUGUCAAAACAGUAAUGCGGGAAGAAGCUCGGAAACAGGCAAAGGAAAGUGCAUGAUUGGGAGUUUAGUGUCUGAAAUUUCUGUUUCUGCCAAGAACAUCAGAUCCUCUUCAAUUUUGUCAGUGUCCAAUAAGUAGUAACUAUCAUGAUGUGAUCAAAUGCUUGCCCUCAAAAGCUUCUGUUUUUCGGUCGUGUAAUAAAGUUCGUCUUUUGUCAUGCCAUAUUUAUAAAAUAAGCAUAUGGGAAAAUUACCCCAGUUGCGUCC
This is a messenger RNA of Populus nigra (black poplar), 598 nucleotides long. Its product is annotated as succinate dehydrogenase subunit 7B, mitochondrial-like. The coding region runs from base 88 to 390 and encodes 100 amino acids. The transcript is spliced from 4 exons. The record is from RefSeq and is a predicted model, not a curated record. NCBI's taxonomy places the organism in Eukaryota, Viridiplantae, Streptophyta, Magnoliopsida, Malpighiales, Salicaceae.